Molecule: messenger RNA, 6226 nt
Organism: Seriola dumerili (greater amberjack)
Lineage: Eukaryota; Metazoa; Chordata; Actinopteri; Carangiformes; Carangidae
Gene: tecta
Product: tectorin alpha
Exons: 21
Coding region: 1-6192 (2063 amino acids)
Biological process (GO): cell-matrix adhesion
Molecular function (GO): protein binding
Source: RefSeq, a predicted model, not a curated record
AUGGUCAGGCCAGGCUGUCCAGUCAUCCUGCUCCACUUGUUCAGCAUCUUUGCACAGACGGGCGCAAGUGCUCAGGAUAUCCUGUAUCCAUAUGGACCCGGCCAUAGGGAUCUAGAGACGCCCAAGAUGGAUGAUGGGAGUUCUCCUGAAAUUACUUUGCUGAUUCCCUUCGUGUUCUUCAAUGUCCCCUACCGUUCCAUCUACGUCAACAACAAUGGUGUGAUCUCCUUCAACGUGCAGGUUAGCCAGUUCACGCCGGAGGCUUUUCCUCUGAGUGACAGCAGGUCGUUCAUUGCUCCGCUUUGGGCAGAUGUGCACAACGGCAUCCGCGGAGACGUCUACUACCGAGAGUCCACUGAACCGGAAUUACUGGAGAGGGCGACACAAGACGUCCGGAAGUACUUCAAAAACACGCCCACCUUCACCGCCGCCUGGGUCUUUAUUGCAACAUGGCACCAAGUCACCUUCUACGGAGGAAGCCAGACAACCCCAGUGAACACGUUCCAAACUAUACUAAUCUCAGAUGGCGUCGCAUCCUUCAGUAUGUUCAACUAUGGAGAAAUCACAUGGAGCACAGGAACAGCCAGUGGUGGUGAUCCUUUAACUGGACUGGGUGGGACAACAGCUCAGUCAGGUUUUAAUGGUGGAGACAUCGGUCACUUCUUCAACCUGCCAGGAUCACGGUCAAACGAUGUAGUGAACAUUGAACAGUCGACCAAUGUGAAUAUUCCCGGGCGCUGGUUCUUCCGCGUCGACACUGAACUGAUAGAUCCCGCCAAUGGCUGCAGCUACAAUGGGCGUUACUACAGACGAGGGGAAAUCUUCUGGUUGUCUGACCAGUGCUCACAGCGAUGCCGCUGCCUUGACAUCGACAACGAGGUUCAGUGCCAAGAAGCUCCGUGCGGGCAGCUGGAGACCUGCGAGCAGCAGGAAGGGGCCUUUUACUGCCAGCCCACCCGCACCAGCACUUGUGUGGUCUUCGGCGACCCUCAUUACCACACCUUCGACGGCUUCCUCUACCACUUCCAGGGCACCUGCUCUUACCUGCUGGCCCGGCCCUGCUGGGAGGUGGCGGGGCUGCCCUACUUCAGUGUGGAGGCCAAAAAUGAAAACCGUGGGGUCGCCUCUGUUUCCUGGCUCAGAGAUGUCACAGUGGAUGUGUACGGUCACAGAGUCAUGUUACCCAAAGGCAGUUUGGGAACAGUCCAGGUGGACGGCUUGAUGAAGACCUUACCUGUCCAACUCCAGCUUGGUGCCGUCAGGGUGUAUCAGUCUGGGGUUGCCGUCGCUUUAGAAACAGACUUUGGACUCUUGGUGACCUAUGACGGCCAACACUAUGCAUCCAUCUCCCUACCAAGCUCCUACUUCAACAACACUUGUGGCCUUUGCGGUAACUAUAACGAUGACCCUGCUGAUGAUCCUGUGCUACCUGACGGCUCUCUAGCGGAAAGCGUGGUGGAGCUGGGGGGAAGCUGGCGAGCAGAGGACACGGACUGGAGGUGUACGGAUGGCUGUGCCCAGAACUGCAGCGUGUGUGACCCUCUUACAGAAGCCUUCUACUUUCGCUCAGACUACUGUGGGCUCAUCAACAAAACUGAUGGACCUUUUAGGGACUGCAGAGCUGUAGUGGACCCUACAGCCUUUGUGUAUAGCUGCGUGUAUGACAUGUGCAGCAACAGGGACAACAUCACCACACUCUGCCAGGCCAUCCAGGCCUAUGCUCUGGCCUGUCAGGCCCUGGGUGUCACGAUACGACCCUGGAGAUCCCGCACCUUCUGCGCUUUGUCAUGUCCAGAGUUCAGCCAUUACCAAGUGUGCACCAGCGCCUGCCCAGCCUCCUGCUCGGACCUCACCGCUCCCCUGUACUGUGCCCACCCUUGCACCGAGGGCUGCCAGUGUGACCCGGGUUAUGUUCUCAGCGGCAGCCGAUGUGUACAGCGUGACGACUGUGGCUGUGAGCAUAACGGCCUCUAUUACCCUCUCAACGACACUUUCUGGGCAGGCUCCAGUGGUGAAGAAGGCGAAUGCACCCUCCGCUGCUCCUGCGGGCCUGCUGGGGAAGUCUCCUGCUUCAACGAGUCCUGUAAGGAGGGCGAGGUGUGCGUGGCGGAGGUGGGCCUGCUGGGUUGCUACCCUCGGAGGGAGGGAGUUUGCUCGGUGACCCAGAACUCGGUGACAUCCUCCUUUGACGGCACCUUCCUGCUGUUCCCCGAUGACAGCUCCUACUACCUGCUGAAGCUGUGCGGUGCAGUGCCGGCUAAUGGCUCGACGGUGGAGGUGAAGAUAGGCAGGCGGCUGGUCAACAAAGGCCCCGACUGGAAAAGACCCGUGGUAGUUAGAGUGUCUAACCUGGAAGCUCAGAUCGGAGGGACAGAUUUUGACACAGUGAAGGUGAAUGGUGAACAAGUGCCGCUUCCGUAUGUCCAUCCGACGGAGACAAUGAUGAUCUACAGAGCGCCAGGCAACGCUACAGUGGUGGAGUCCCGUGGUCUGCUGCGUGUCCACUACGCACGGCAGGGAUUCCUCAACAUCUCCCUCUCCACCCUCUUCUACAACGUCACCUGUGGUCUAUGCGGCGUCUUCAACAGCAAUGCCACUGACGACCUUCGCCUCCCUAGCGGACGCCUGGCGGACUCCGCUGAGCAGUUCACAGAGGGCUGGCGUGCCAUCGCCGACGACCUCACCUGCAACGGCGAUUGCGACGACCUGUAUCGCAUGUGCACGGACCUGCGUCUCUACCAGAGUCCCUGGAUGUGUGGCAACAUCAACGACCCAGGGAAUAGUUCGUUUCUGGCGUGUCACGCAGUGGUCAACCCCUCGCCGUUCUUCAGGAACUGCUUGUAUAACAUGUGUGUAAAGGAAGGGAACCGUUCAGCCCUGUGCUCUUCACUGCAGGCGUAUGCCAGCGCCUGUCAGGACGCUCAAGUCGAGGGGUGUCAGUGUGAGGAGGGCUUCGCGCUGCGGGAUGGCCUGUGUGUGGCACGCAGUGACUGUGGCUGCAUGAGCCACGGGCGCCAGCUGGCCACUAAUCAGACUUUCUGGACAGACUGGGAAUGCCAGGAGCGUUGCUACUGCAAUGGCUCUGACAACAGUGUAUACUGUCAGCUCGCACCCUGUCACCCUGAGGAGUACUGCCAGGAGAAUGACGGCCUGUAUUUCUGCCAGCCGCGCACCGAGGCUCUGUGUGUGGCCGCUGGUUAUGGACAUUUUCUGCCAUUUGGUGACGUACCAUUUGAGCUGCAGAGCUCUUGUACUCUCAGGAUGGCCACCACCAACUGUGGCAGAGAGAGCGGGGACCAUGCAGCCAUCACUGGAACUUUUCCUCAAUUCAAACUGGCAGCCCGUAAUGAGGAAAGGGACACAGGCCAGGCAAUUUGGGUGAGGGGCUUUGUACUGGAGGUCUACGAUUAUGAGAUUGAAGUCUCUCGAACCUACAAAAACACGGUUACGGUGAAUAAGGAGCGUUUGUACCUUCCUCUGAAGCUGGGCCCAGGAAAGGUCAACAUCUUCACCUUGGGCUUGCAGCUCAUUCUGGAGACAGACUUUGGCCUGAAGGUGGCCUUUGACUGGAACACGCUCCUCCUGUUGACUUUGCCCCGCGACCUCUACAACACCUCCUGUGGCCUCUGCCAAGGCAUGCCCUUACCCCCCCCCACCCUCACCACCACUGACUGGGGCAUGGCCUGGGCAGAGAGGGACACCUUCUGCCAGGUGGGGUGUGGAGACUCCUGCCCACGCUGUGGCCUGGGAGAGAAAAGCGUGCAAAACGACGCCCCCCUCGCGGUGGCUGACGCCAACAUGAACAUGGGCACUGACGACGGGGCGAACGAAGUCAACACAGGCAUACGUUUCCACAUCGGAGAUGGACUGUAUGUGUUUGUGGAGCCUGAGGCGGUGAGGCUGUGUGGGCUAAUUGUGGAUCGAGGAGGUGUGUUUGCACGCUGUCACAGCAAGGUGGCACCAGCCUUCUUUUAUCAAAGCUGCCUGCAGGACACCUGCUUGGACCAGGGAGCUCAGGACACAGUCUGCAACUGGCUGCAGAUCUAUGCAAGCACCUGUCAGACCCAAGGAGUUCCUGUCACCGGCUGGAGGAGUGACACACCAUGUGUCCAGAGCUGUCCACCUAACAGCCAUUACUCCAGUUGCAUGUCGGUUUGCCCGCCCCAGUGCGCCCCAGCCCGGGGCCAGAGGGACUGCAGCCAGGACUGUGUGGAGGGCUGCCAGUGUGACCAGGGCUACGUGCUCAACGGCAAGAGCUGCAUCCUGCCUCAAAACUGUGGCUGCUACACCGAUGGCAAGUACUAUGAGCCCAAGCAGCUGUUCUGGAACAGCGACUGUACCAAACGCUGCCAGUGCAUCGGGCGAAACCUGAUCCAGUGCGACCCGAGGCGCUGCAAGGCGGAGGAAGAGUGCACCCUGCGCUACGGAGUGCGGGGCUGCUUUGCGCGGCGCUCCCAGCACUGCGUGGCGUCGGGCGGCGGGGUGUUUAGAACCUUCGACGGGGCGUCGCUGCGGCUCCCGGCCUCUUGCUCCUUCGUCUUGUCCACCAACUGUCACAAGCUGCCGGACCUCUCCUUCCAGCUCAUCGCUAACUUCGAUAAAUGGAGCACGCCCAACCUCACCACCAUCUCUCACGUCUACCUUUACAUCAAUGAGGAGAAUAUACUCAUCUCUGGCAGCACGAUCAAGGUCAACGGUACACCGGUAUCAGUGCCGUUUCUAACUGGGCUGAUGACGCGUCUGUCCACGUCCGAAGGUUUCAUUGUCAUCGACACACCCCAGGACAUCCAGGUUCGAUACAACCGCUUUAACACGCUGAGCAUCACUAUGGGCCAGCGCCUUCAGAACAAGGUGUGUGGCCUCUGUGGGAAUUUCAACGGAGACCCCAGCGACGACUACAUCACCUCGAGGGGCAAGCCGGCUGUCAGCGCCCUGGAGCUGGCCCAGAGCUGGAAGACCAACGGUAUGCAGAACAGUUGUGACGAGACCCAGUACGUGGCUCUGGCCCAGUCUUGUGACAACACAGCGGUGCUGGCGCUGCAAGGUGAGGAUGCCUGUCAGAAGCUCACCCAGCUGAAGGGCUUCUUCCAGCCGUGCCACGGCCUCCUGGAUCCCCGGCCCUUCUACCAGUCCUGCUACCUGGACGGCUGCUAUAAUCACCGCAAGGCUCAGGUCUGCGGCUCGCUGGCGGCCUACGCCGAGGCCUGCCGCUCCAUGGGCACCCUCACCACCAAGUGGAUCACCCAAGAGAACUGCUCAGAAUGGAUCUACGACCCCUGUGCAGGAGAGAUCUGCACAAACUUCACCUGUGAGCUGGAGAACGGAGGUGACCUGUGCGGCUGUCCAGAACUACCCACCAGCACUGGAGGUGAUGAUGACAUCAUACAGGCAGAGGUGACCUGCAAGCAUGCUCAGAUGGAGGUCUCUAUCUCCAAGUGUAAGCUCUUCCAGCUGGGCUUUGAACGAGAGGACGUCAGGAUCAACGACGAGCACUGCGCCGGCAUCGAGGGAGAGGACUUCAUCUCCUUCCACAUCAACAACACGAAGGGACACUGCGGCUCCAUCGUGCAGUCGAAUGGCACUCACAUUAUGUACAAAAACACAGUCUGGAUAGAGAGUGUGAACAACACCGGGAACGUCAUCACCAGAGACCGGACCAUCAAUGUGGAGUUUUCCUGCGCCUACGAACUGGACCUGAAGAUCUCGCUGGAGACCGUCCUCAGACCCAUGCUCAGGUCAGACACGGGGCUCACCUUACCGACCCAGGAAGGGAACUUCAUCACCAAGAUGGCUCUGUAUAAGAACUCCUCGUACCGGCAUCCGUACAGGGAGGGGGAGGUGGUGCUGAGCACACGGGACAUCCUCUUCGUGGGCGUCUUUGUGGAAGGGGCAGAUGAAAAUCAGCUCAUCCUCAUAGUGAACAUGUGCUGGGCCACGCCGUCCCGCUACAGCAGCGACCGACUGCGCUACAUCAUCAUAGAGAGGGGGUGUCCGAACAUUAAGGACAACACCAUCGGCAUGGCAGAGAACGGCGUAUCCCUCACCUGUCGCUUCCACGUCACCGUCUUCAAGUUCAUCGGGGACUACGCUGUGAGCUCCAGCUGUAACGUUACACCUGUGGUUCCUCUGCUGAUCGUCAGCGCCCUGAUCUCCGUGCUCCUGCCUCGUGCUCGCGCUCCUCUCAUCUCCUAACACCCCGUGAGCAAAGGAAGGCAACAGACGAAAC